AUGCCGUUACAGGACAAGCCUCUCUGCCUGUCUGCUUCAGACACGCUGUUCCAGUUAAAGUUCACAGCCAAGCAGCUGGAGAAGCUUGCCAAGAAGGCAGAAAAGGACUCCAAGACUGAGCAAGCCAAAGUCAAGAAGGCCCUCCAGCAGAAGAAUGUGGAAUGUGCUCGUGUCUACGCAGAGAACGCCAUCCGGAAGAAGAACGAAGGCGUCAACUGGCUGCGGAUGGCCUCACGAGUAGAUGCAGUGGCCUCCAAGGUUCAGACGGCAGUGACCAUGAAAGGGGUGACGAAAAACAUGGCCCAGGUGACCAAGGCCUUGGACAAAGCCCUCAACUCCAUGGACCUGCAAAAGGUCUCAGCGGUGAUGGACAAAUUUGAGCACCAGGUGCAGAACUUGGACGUUCACACUUCGGUGAUGGAGGACUCCAUGAGCUCGGCCACGACGCUGACCACGCCCCAGGAGCAAGUGGACAGCCUGAUUGUGCAGAUCGCGGAGGAGAACGGCCUGGAGGUCAUGGACCAGCUGAGCCAGUUGCCCGAGGGCGCCUCUGCCGUGGGAGAGAGUUCUGUGCGCUCCCAGGAGGAUCAGCUCUCACGGAGGUUGGCUGCCUUGCGGAACUAACCCUCCCUCGCUCCCGUGAAGGACUGCUUCUGCCUUGGCCAUGUAUGAUUUGUGGGGUCCCUCUGAGAGACUCCCAGCCUUCCGUUCCCCCCUCCUCCUCUUUGGACUGGUCCCUCACUCCGUGGGCAUGUGGCAAGACCACUGCUAAACACACACACGCACACACGGUGAUGGCAGCGCAGCUCCUCUCUGAAGCAGCAGCGGCAGGCUUGUCUAGACUUGAGCAGGGAGGGGACCACUUUGCGGGGUUGUUGUUUUUUUGCUCCAGGGACUCUCCUCUCAGUCCUGGCUUUGGAUCACAUGAUCGUGUUUGGGAAGUGGGAGGAAUUGGAUCCCAGAGCCCUGGUAAACUAAUUCAGGCGUGGCCCUUGCGAGAGCUAGCUAGCGUGCAUUCUUAAAAGGAACAGGAUCCCGAUCCACACUGCUGCCUGCGUGUCUAGAGGCAGGCGUGGCAUGGCGCUCCUCCUUCUGUUGCUCCCACCGGUGGCCUGUGGGGGUGAGAUGACCCUUUGCCGGCAACUCUGUUCCCUGCCUGGGACUGGCGCGCACCGUUAAGUGACCUUUGUUAUUGACUUGUUCACUCUCUCCUGCCCAGGGACACGCUGCCUCCGCCCCCUCCCCUCCCACGAACUCCCAUCUGGCCGUCUGCUAUUUCAGCUUGGCUGGGUCCCUCGUCCACCUUCCCCAACGGAAAGGGGUGGCCCCCGAGUGCAAGUCAGCUGUGGCCCUUUUCCUGAGGCCUCUGCUGUCAGAGAGACUUGUCUGUCUCCUCCCGGACAUCCCUGCUGUUGUCAGGAGGACUUGGGACCUCCAAACAGAGGGAGGCUGGAUGGGCUUUGGGCACUGAACUGGAGCACAGCUGCUGUGGUCCUUUCUGCCCAAGUGGCGCUGAGAAGCUCCUUGCUUGAGAAGUCAGCCCUGCAGAGUGGGACCCAAGGCAGAGGGUCUCAGUCUCUUCUGUUGCUGGAAUCUGAAGAGAGGCUGCUGUAGCUCUCUUUUGACACCCCCCCUCCCAGUUUCUCACGGGCCUUGUGCCUUUCCUGCUCCUCCGUCUGCUGCUCCUGCUAUAAAGGUGUGUGUGUGGGGAGGAAGCAUGUGUCCUAGCCCUUCUCAGUCAAUGGAGCAGCAUGUCCUCCAACUCUCGGGAAAGUGUGUUCUUGUUUGCCUUUACCUCUCUCUCUCUCUCUCUCUCUCUCUCUUUUUUAAAAGAAUUAAACUGAGUACUGUCAAUUCCUUGAUGUUGUUUUAAAUAAAUGAAUACCCUCUGGAAAUCACUGGUGGCAUUACAUUUCCCUCCCCCUGAGUCUGUUUGGAACUGCAGAGGGCAGGAGGGAAUCCACAACAGAGUAUCGGGGAUUGUUUUUAACUUGUUCCCCCAUCAGUCCCUAAUUCACGUCCUGAACGGCAGUUUCCAGAUAGGGCUGGAUUUAAGAGGCACCCCUGAGCAAGUGAGCCACAGUCCACCCAGCCUUGCUUGCUUGCAGGUUCUCACUCUUGGUGUUCUGCGUAAUGUGUGAGAUCCGUCCUUUGUGUAUCUUCAUUAUGGAAGUGUGUCACAGGAUCCACCCCCUGAGCAGAUGACACGGGGUUGUGCAGGCUCUCGCACAUUCCGGGACCAACAUGAAUGGAUUCUUAUUAGGGGGCAGAGCAGUCGCAAGAGCAGGGAGCCCC
Gekko japonicus is the source of this 2295-nucleotide messenger RNA. It is a transcript of the gene CHMP1A, whose product is annotated as charged multivesicular body protein 1A. Gene Ontology annotation, cellular component: multivesicular body; ESCRT III complex. The transcript has 7 exons. Lineage: Eukaryota; Metazoa; Chordata; Lepidosauria; Squamata; Gekkonidae. The coding region runs from base 1 to 624 and encodes 207 amino acids. Gene Ontology annotation, biological process: protein transport; endosome transport via multivesicular body sorting pathway; late endosome to vacuole transport. The record is from RefSeq and is a predicted model, not a curated record.